Entelurus aequoreus (snake pipefish) is the source of this 1477-nucleotide messenger RNA. RefSeq names its product tetraspanin-8-like. The coding region runs from base 101 to 775 and encodes 224 amino acids. Gene Ontology annotation, cellular component: membrane. Lineage: Eukaryota; Metazoa; Chordata; Actinopteri; Syngnathiformes; Syngnathidae. The transcript has 8 exons. The record is from RefSeq and is a predicted model, not a curated record.
UGGUCUGUGCGAACAGGUAGAACAGGCUGCGGUGAAGGAAGUCAUCCGGUGCCAAAGUGAGGAGGAGUGGACAUUUGAAGAAGAAGGAGGAGAAGGAAACAUGGCCGUCAACAAAUGCAUCAAAUAUCUUCUCUUCAUUUUCAACCUUCUUUUCUGGCUGAGCGGCUGCAUCAUCCUGGGCGUGUCCAUCUACCUGAAAGUCAGCAAGGAUGGCAACUCGAUCACAAGCGAGUCUCUUCCUGGCAUCGACCUGCUGAUCGCCGUCGGCGUCAUCAUCAUGGUGCUGGGCUUCCUGGGAUGCUGCGGCGCCAUCAAAGAGAACCGCUGCCUGCUGAUCCUGUUCUUCAUCAGCCUCCUCAUCAUCUUCAUCCUCCUGCUGGCGGCAGGCAUCCUGGGAGCAGUGGGCGAGAAGAAGGUGAAGGAUUGGGUGAAGGAGCGUCUGCAGAAGUUUUUGCCGCUGUCAAAUCAGCCCGAGGAUGUGAGGAAAGAUCUGGAAAAACUGCAGGAAGAGCUCAAAUGUUGCGGACUCAUCAACGGAGUGUCUGACUGGGACACCAUUCCCGCCUCGUGCCGCUGCACCCCCACAGAGUCCGAUUGCAGCGCCACCGGCGUGUACAGCACGCCGUGCUCCAGCCAGAUUAUCCGUCUGUUGGAAAGAAACAUGGAGGUGGUGAUCGGAAUCGCAUUCGCCAUCGCCAUCCUGCUGAUCGCUGGCAUGGUCUUCUCCAUGAUCCUCUACUGUCAGAUCACCAAGGAGAACGCCACCACGGCCUGAACACGUCCCUCAGUUGGCCCCCGGACAACCCUAUGCUUUUAUUUUGAAGGAAUGUUUGGACUUGAACUCCAUUUAUUGAUUUGUGUUGUUUUUCAUGCAAAUUUGUUGGAUUGUACCGGAGGUGACACGUGUAAAUAUAACAGGACCACAAAAGAUGACCAAUAAAAUGUGCUUUUUUUUUAAUUAUAAAAGUUAUAUUUUAGGCGAUCCAAUUAUGUUCUUGUUUUUGUCGUCACAACCAAAAUGAAAAAUGACUUUUAUUGAUUGAAGCUUUUAUUAUAAGCCAAACGAUUGUCUUAUCAACAUCAUUCUCAUCUUUGAGCCUGAUUUUUGAGAAGGUAGAACAUGUCACAUGACCGUGUUACAAGUUUCAUGUACGACAAGCUUAUCAAGACAAGUAAAAACGGGUUGAUACACUCGCUGCUGUUCCACUCCACGUUCUUGUGUCACUCUUCUCUCCUGCGGUUGUCAUCUGAAGAUGUUCUACUUCGCACCCAACCUUUCUAAAUUCUAUUAAGAUACUUCCAGCUGUUCUAAGAUGUUUCUAUAUAUGUUCUAGUUCUGAAAAGUUCUAUAGAUACUUCCAGCUGUUGUAAGGUGUUUCUAUACAUGUUCUCGUUCUAAAAAGUCCUAUUGAUACUUCAGCUGUGCUAAGGUGUUACUGUACAUGUUCUAGUACUAAAACGUUCUAUUGAUACUUCA